AGUUGAUUCAUUGACAAAAUACUGGAAGAACGUCAUGGCUACUUCCCAGUCUAUUGGGCAGUUCACACUGUAGGCUUUAAACAGGGCCUCGAGAGUCAAAUGGCAGUGGUCAGUAGCACCUUGAGACUGAGGAUGAUGGGCAAAGAACAUUAUCUGUUUGAGCCUGACACCCAUAGGUUGCAAACCUGCACAUGCAAUUGGACCCCACCAACACACUGAAUAUUAUGUUAAAUCACAGAAGGUACAUUUAGAUAUAGAUAAAGAAAACCCUAAUAAUUACAAGAGGUGUAUGAUAUGAUUGUUGUAUUAUCUGUCUGCUCCCUGUGUACUCUGUACCAUAGUGAGGUAUCAGUGGAGCACCACAUGGCCUGGGUAAAUCAAUAACCCAAACACAGUCAUGUGAUACUGACUUCAUAAGCUGCUCAUUUACUAGAAGCAAUAUCUGAAUUGCUUUAUAGUGCAGCCUUUGCUCUGUACAAAUACCUGCCCUUCACAAUUUUAAUCGCUAGCCAUUCAACCUACAGUAAUAUGAGAGGCAAGAUGAAUUUGGAGGAGUACUUCAAAAGGAUUGGCUUCCAUGGUUCAUAUGAUAAGCCCGAUCUUGCAACACUGCAAUUGAUCCACAAACAGCAUGUCAUGUCAAUUCCAUUUGAAAACCUCAGCAUUCACUGUGGUGAGAGGAACAUCAUGGACCUUGAUGCCAUUUUCAAUAAGAUAGUGAGGAGCAACCGUGGGGGCUGGUGUUUUGAGAACAACUCCCUGUUCGGCUGGGUUCUGAGAGAAAUGGGAUAUAAUACUACAACAUUGGGCUCCAGAGUUUUCAGCAGCAUCAUCAAUGACUUUGGCCUUCGUGAAUCUCAUCUCAUCCACAAGAUCAUCAUUGAUGGAAAAGCUUACAUAGCAGAUGUAAGCUUUGGGGUGUCUUGUCAAAUAUUGGAGCCUCUGGAGCUCAUCUCUGGAAAGGACCAACCUCAGGCAGCAGGUGUCUUUCGUCUGAUAGACCAGGAGGGUGUCUGGGUGCUGGAGAAGACUGGUAGAAAGCCAGAGGUUCUCAAUCCAGACUUUGCCACAUCAAGUCUGGUGAACAAGAAGGAAACAUUUCCGAUCUACUGCUUCACCGUAAAGCCCAGACAAGCAGAAGAUUUCUUUGAGAUAAACCACAUACUUCAGACAGAUCCUAGUUCACUGUUCAUCUGUAAGUCCAUCUGCUCUUUGCAGACACCUGCAGGCUUCAGAGUACUUGUUGGCUGGACCUACAGUGAGGUCACCUUCAAACCUGAGGAGGGUGUAGAUGUCUUCGACAUGAGGAACAUAACAGAUGAUGAGAUGGAGCAAAUUCUGCAGGGAAAGUUCAGUGUGAAGCUGCAGAACAAACUGCAGCCUGUAAAUAAAAAAGCAGACUACUCAAUCUGAAAAACAAUGUUGAAUGUUGCCAUAACAUGUGUUGAUUUUUUUUUUUUUUUGAUUGACCAGGUAGAGCAACUUGUUGAAGAGAUGCCUUUUUAGAACAUUAAUCAUGCUUUCAAUCAUUUUUGUUGUUGUUGUAAUAUAUAAUGAUGCAAUGAGAAGUAAAAAAAGGACAAUGAAAAGCUGUAAGGAUGUAAGGAAGUUUAGUGAAUAAUCAUCUGUUUUAGAAAUUAACUAUGCUUUGAACUUUUUGUACCAUGUUAAUAAUGACAGUUUAUAAGGAAUGAAUGUGAAAAUCAACAGUUUGCCAAACUCCAGAGUCCAAAGUUGUGUAGUAAUCAUCACACUUAAACCAAGCAUCCCUCAUAACAUAAAAGUGUGCAGAAAAUGAAAGAAAACUAGGAUGUAGAAGUCUGAAACAAAGCAUUAUGGACAGGUGAGUCUGUACCCAAUGAAUAAAUCAUACAUGAAUGAUAUAAAUCAAUAAAUCAUAUAUUGCAUUUGAAACUGAAAAGUAUAGGUGAAAUGACAAUAAAUAUCCAUGAAUUCUUGAA
Messenger RNA from Scomber scombrus (Atlantic mackerel), 1961 nucleotides. Its product is annotated as arylamine N-acetyltransferase, pineal gland isozyme NAT-10-like. Lineage: Eukaryota; Metazoa; Chordata; Actinopteri; Scombriformes; Scombridae. Gene Ontology annotation, molecular function: acetyltransferase activity. The record is from RefSeq and is a predicted model, not a curated record. The transcript has 2 exons. The coding region runs from base 529 to 1413 and encodes 294 amino acids.